This is a messenger RNA of Anthonomus grandis grandis, 873 nucleotides long. RefSeq lists its product as uncharacterized. The transcript is spliced from 4 exons. The coding region runs from base 49 to 816 and encodes 255 amino acids. The record is from RefSeq and is a predicted model, not a curated record. Lineage: Eukaryota; Metazoa; Arthropoda; Insecta; Coleoptera; Curculionidae.
UUAGAUUUACGUUUUUCGAAAUCAUUCAUUCUUUUACAAUAACAAAAAAUGGAUAGAUUAACAGUGUUGGUGGUAAUUUUCACCAUUUGUUUAAACUCCGGGCUUGGAGAAAUUAUAAGCUAUAGUGAAAUAAAAGAGUUGCUGCAAAUAGGAGGACCCGUCAAAAUAACAGAAAUAUCAAAAAAUCGAAUAUCUAAAAGCUUAAAUCCAUCUUUUGAAAAUACAAUUGAAAACUUCUUUAAAUCUAAUGAUAUAACAGUUGAUGCUCCAUUUGGAUCCACUCUUACUUUCAGUGGAAGACAUAUGGAUAAUGAAGAAAUAGACCUAAAGAUCCAACUUGGUUCUGUAAAGGAUGUUGAAGCUCGAAAAAAGUCAAAAAUUAAAAAAGUUUUGGCUCCUAUUGCGGUUUUAUUACUUCUAAAGGCCAUAACUCUAAUACCACUCGCAGUCGGGAUCUUGGGUAUUAAAACUUGGAAUGCAUUACAACUUUCAUUUAUUUCUUUUGUUACUUCCAUUGUAUUAGCCGUAUGGAAACUUUGUUCAAAGAUUUCCCCUAGUUCUCCAGUAACUCCACAUGUAAUCCACGAGGCUGUACAUGAUGUACAUGUUCCUCAUAUAUACCAUGACGAUCAUCAUGUACACCAUCAUGAUUCUCACAAUCAUCCCCAAGAAAUUCAUUAUGAUCUUCAUCAUGAUUUAUACCACGAUCAUCCUGACCAGCAUCACUUUGAUCCAUGGGACCACCACUACCAUAGGUCGGAUGAUAAUGCCCAACAAGUGGCCUAUAACGGGUAUGUUCCUGAAAAUAAGACUUAAUUUUUUCUUAAAUUAUGUAAUUUAUUUUCUGCUUAAUAAAUUUUGCUUUAAGUUAAA